CCGUAGCGCGUCGCCCCGGUUUCCCGGGGAAACGACCGGGAUCCGCCGGGUGGGAGGAAAGACGUUUCCCGCCGGCGGGAGCUGCGGUAGUGGCGGCGGCGUUGGGGAGCUCCAGACCAUGGCGGACCAGCUUUAUCUGGAAAACAUAGACGAGUUCGUCACGGACCAGAACAAGAUCGUGACAUACAAAUGGCUGAGCUAUACACUAGGAGUUCAUGUUAACCAGGCUAAACAGAUGCUGUAUGAUUAUGUUGAAAGAAAGCGAAAGGAAAAUUCAGGAGCCCAACUGCAUGUCACCUAUUUAGUGUCUGGCAGUCUUGUUCAGAACGGACAUGUGUGCCACAAGGUUGCAGUAGUGAGAGAAGAUAAAUUGGAAGCAGUGAAGUCCAAGCUAGCUGUGACUGCCAGCGUCCAUGUGUACAGCAUCCAGAAAGCCAUGCUAAAGGACAGUGGGCCUCUGUUCAAUACCGACUAUGACAUCCUUAAAAGCAACUUGCAGAACUGCAGCAAGUUUAGUGCCAUACAGUGUGCAGCUGCAGUUCCUAGAGCUUCUGAAACCUCGUCUUCUGAAAAGUUUGAGCAGUCAAAUCUUCAGGUAUCAAGUGAAACACAAGCCACUAGUGAGCUGACUGCCAACGGUCAUGGCCCACCUACUUCCAAACAGAUUCCCCACCAACCUAAAGGAAUUAUGGGAAUGUUUGCCUCUAAAGCUGCUUCUAAAAGCCAAGAUACCAACAAGGAAACCAAAACGGAAGCUAAAGAGGUAACAAAUGCAUCUUCAGCAAGCAGCAAGGCACCAGGGAAAGGGACUGUGAUGAGCAAUUUUUUUGGAAAAGCUGCUAUGAAUAAACUGAAAGUCAACUUGGAUUCAGAACAAGAAGUAAAAGAAGAAAAAGUAGUGGAACAACCUCUACUGUCUGUCACUGAACCAAAGCUGGCAGCCCCUGCAGGUCUGAAGAAAUCCAGCAAAAAAGCAGAGCCUGUUAAGAUGCAGCAGAAAGAGAAAAAAAAGGGGAAGCGAGUGGAGUUCUCUGAUGAUGAGACAAAAGAAACUGUAAACAUGAAGAAAAAGAGGAGAAGACUUAAACUUCCUGAGUCUGAUAGCAGUGAAGAUGAAGUUGUACCAGAUUCUCCUGGGAUUUAUGAAGCUGAGUCACCAUCCCCACCUCCUUCUGCGUCUCCACCUCCUGAACCAGCGACGAAGACUGAGCCAGAGCCUCCUUCUGUCAAGAGCUUAAGUGGAGAAAACAAAAGAAAACGAAAGCGGGUGCUGAAAUCUAAAACCUUUGUGGAUGAGGAUGGCUGCAUAGUGACUGAGAAAGUCUACGAGAGUGAAUCCUGCACAGAUAGUGAAGAGGAACUUAAGAUGAAGACAUCUUCUACACACAGACCCCCAGCAGUGACUGUGAAAAAAGAACCCAAAGAGGAACGAAAGGGCCCCAAGAAAGGGACUGCUGCUCUGGGCAAAGCCAAUAGACAAGUGUCCAUCACUGGCUUCUUCCAGAGGAAAUGAGCUGCCGUCUCUGGAGGGCAGCGAUGGGGAGUGGUCAGGGAGAAGACCAAGACAUACAGACUCUCACUUACUGUGUAAGUUCACCCAGCGCCUCACCUCUGUCAGAAGACUGUUCUUCCAUCUUGAAGGGUUUGUACUGCUGGCUUUUAACCAAAAAGAAAUCACCUGGAAGCAAGAGGCAAACGAAUAUUUAAAAAACUGUUACCUUCUAAUGACAUUUUUAAAGCACAAUCUUUGACCCGUCCAGGAGAAGAUUUUCUCAA
Pipistrellus kuhlii (Kuhl's pipistrelle) is the source of this 1776-nucleotide messenger RNA. RefSeq names its product DNA polymerase delta 3, accessory subunit (gene POLD3). The coding region runs from base 119 to 1513 and encodes 464 amino acids. Gene Ontology annotation, cellular component: nucleus; delta DNA polymerase complex. Gene Ontology annotation, biological process: DNA strand elongation involved in DNA replication; DNA replication; nucleotide-excision repair, DNA gap filling. Gene Ontology annotation, molecular function: DNA-directed DNA polymerase activity. Lineage: Eukaryota; Metazoa; Chordata; Mammalia; Chiroptera; Vespertilionidae. The record is from RefSeq and is a predicted model, not a curated record. The transcript is spliced from 12 exons.